Paraphaeosphaeria sporulosa is the source of this 768-nucleotide messenger RNA. RefSeq lists its product as uncharacterized. NCBI's taxonomy places the organism in Eukaryota, Fungi, Ascomycota, Dothideomycetes, Pleosporales, Didymosphaeriaceae. The record is from RefSeq and is a predicted model, not a curated record. Gene Ontology annotation, molecular function: zinc ion binding. Bases 1 to 768 code for a protein of 255 amino acids. The transcript has a single exon.
AUGCCUAGGGCUACAGCUGACUAUCCGACUCGCGAAGACUUCAUCUGGCUUGGUGUAGAGCAACUCUCCGAGGUUCCUGAGGACCGCGAAAAUAGCUGUCCCAUCUGCAUGAUGCCACUCGUUCCGCAUGACUCGCCUACGACUGAGGAUGGCCAUGAAUUUGCCCCUGUCCAGGACGAUCAGGAUCUACAGGGCAGUGAGUCCUCAUUCACUGCGAAUAUCACGGACACUCAUUCUGACUUGGGCAUCAUUACCAUGGGUACAGUUCAUGCCGCCGGUACGACUGUGUUCAACAUUGCAGAGCAGGAUACCUUGAACUCCCUCGUCACCCAUUGGCGGGUUGUCUUCAGCGUUGGGAGGCACAAUCUCAACUUCGACGACACGGAGGAGCUCGGCGACACGGAUGAGCCCGAGGAGGGCCUCUUUAUCCGGAUCCGUAUCUGUCGCCACAUCUUCCACACCGCGUGCCUCCGCAAGUGGCUGAGCAAGCCUAUGAACAAAACCUGUCCAUUGUGCCGCCGUUUACUCUUCGCAGCUCCGUGUCGACACACCAAUCUGCUCCAAGAUCUUGCUGCGCUAGAGCAGCACGUUCAACAUGGACGUAGGCAAUCUGUCGAAAUCACGCGACUUAAGGAGGAGAUUACGACGCUGAAGAAGACCAUCAAGAACAUGGAGAAGGGCUACGUGGAUUUCCUGUCCGAUUGUGCGACUAUGGUCUUCGUGGCGGCGAUGAUCAUGGUGGCUCUCUAUGGAAUGUUGAAGUCUUGA